CCCGCACCCCCAAGCUCAGCCCCUGGCGGAGGUGACGUGCGCGGCCCCGCGUAGCCGAAGUGGUGGAGCCGGAAGUCGGGACGUGGCCGGCGCUGUGAGGGCAGUAGGAUGGCGGUGGUGAGCGGCGCAGAGCGGCUGGAGGUGUCUAUAGACGGGUUAACCCUGAGCCCGGACUCCGAGGAACUGGGCCGCCCCGGCCUGGGGGAUGUCCCACUCGGGGAGGAGGGGGAAGGCUUGAGCCUGGAGCUGCGGGCACAGACAGAGGCGGCGGCCCUUAGUAUGGAGCAGCGCUGGGGCUUCAGCCUGGGGGAGCUCUAUGGCCUCGCCCUCAGGUUCUUUAAAGAGAAGGACGGCAAGGCUUUCCACCCGACCUAUGAAGAGAAGCUGAGGCUGGUGGCCCUACACAAGCAGGUGCUCCUGGGCCCCUAUAACCCUGACACCUGCCCCGAAGUUGGGUUCUUUGAUGUUCUGGGCAACGACCGAAGGAAAGAAUGGGCCGCCUUGGGCAACAUGGACAGACAGGAAGCCAUGACAGAGUUCGUAUCGCUGCUCAAUAGAUGCUGUCACCUAUUCUCCACUUACGUCACGUCCCACAAGAUCGAGCGGGAGGAGCAGGAGAGGAGGAGGAGGGAGGAGGAGGAGCGUCGGAGGAAAGAGGAGGAGGAGCGAGAGCGCUUACAGAGAGAAGAGGAAAGGCGAAGGAAAGAAGAGGAGGAGAGGCAGAGGCGCGAGGAAGAGGAGAGGUUGCGGGCCGAAGACGAGCGGUUCCGUAUGGAGCAGCAGAAGCAGCAGAUUAUGGCAGCGCUGAACUCCCAGACAGCAGUGCAGUUCCAACAGUACGCGGCCCAGCAGUACCCCGGCAACUUUGAGCAGCAGCAGAUCCUUAUCCGGCAGCUCCAGGAGCAGCAUUACCAGCAGUACAUGCAACAGCUCUACCAAGUGCAACUGGCCCAGCAGCAGGCGGCUAUACAGAAGCAACAGGAGGCAGCAGUAGCCCGAUCCUGCUCUCCGCUCACCUCCCCCUCAAAGAUGCACUCAGUAGGCGCCGCAUCCCCCGGUGAGACCCCUUCAGUCAACGGCCAGAGUCACUCUCACUUAGACAGCAAUGAACCAGAAAUGGAGUCUGACCCACUGGAAGAUCUUCUGGAGAAUGGACCCAAAGCAGAGUCCGCCCCAGUGAUAGCCGCACCCUCCAUGUGGACACGCCCCCAGAUAAAAGACUUCAAAGAGAAGAUCCGGCAGGACGCCGACUCCGUGAUCACCGUGGGGCGCGGCGAGGUAGUGACGGUGCGAGUCCCCACCCACGAGGAAGGCUCCUACCUCUUCUGGGAGUUUGCAACGGAUAAUUAUGACAUUGGUUUCGGGGUUUAUUUUGAAUGGACGGACUCCCCUAAUACGGCCGUCAGUGUGCAUGUCAGCGAGUCCAGUGAGGAUGAGGAGGAAGAUGAGGGUAACGAAAACCCAAACAGCGAAGAGAAAGCCAAAAAGAACGCCAACAAGCCGCAGCUGGACGAGAUCGUGCCGGUGUACAGAAGGGAUUGCCACGAGGAGGUGUACGCAGGCAGCCACCAGUACCCGGGCCGGGGGGUUUACCUGCUCAAGUUCGACAACUCCUACUCCCUGUGGAGGUCCAAGUCCGUGUACUACAGAGUGUACUACACUAGAUAAGGGGCGGGGGGGCUGGGAGCUCAGCAGGGGGCGCUGUGCUGCGGAUCACAACUUUUUGCUGGACCUUUUUAAUCAGUGUUGUCUCUUCCUCCUGGCAGCCCCCCUGCUGUGUGCCGGCAACACCAAGCCUGCCUGCCUGCCGCAGUUUAACCCUAUCUGUGCCAGGGGAUUGUAGGACAAAGGAGUAACUGGUGUUCAGGCCAUACACGUGGCUUUCUGUAUGGUAGGAUUGUCCUGUAUUACUCACCAUGUUAUUUAGCAAAUUUGUGUUACACCUCCCCCAGUGCGUAGGGUCCGGGCUCAACUACAACUGCCCAUGGGCAAAAUGGUAUCGGCCGAGCGGGGAUUCUGGUUCUUAAAGGGCCCCUGCCUGUCCCACCAGUGCAGGCUUUAGGCUUACAGCAGUAAAGGGCAUUAGACACUGGGAACACCAGUCCCACACAUACCUUUCCCAUACUGGUGCCAACCAGAUUACAGAGUUCAAAGCUGCUGGAUUCCUAUUGGCGGCUGAAUGCCCCUGGCACGAGAAGGUCUGUAUGGCAGUGUGUGUGCAGGAAAAGUAGGCUUGUUGCUUGUAGGCAGAUACCAUGCAGCAGUGGGGGGGUGUACAGCUGUGCCGUGGCUAUGCAGCGACUGCUCAACUACACCUCCCUGCUUUACAGCUGGGGCAGUGCCACUAUUGCCCAGGAAAAGUCUCUGCUUUCCAACCAGCCCCGACCGUCACAUUUUCUUUCUUUACAUGAUUGUGUUGGAUGUAGAAGUCUCAUCAGAAUCCGGGAUUUGCUAUUGGACUUUCACUCAGACUUCCAAUCACAUCUCAGCUGCGGCCUGACCUCCAUCACCCACGUUACUGAGUGUCCCUUUAUAGGGGAAUCCAUAUAGGCACCGCCAGCCAUUGGCCCACUCUCCCCCCCCCCUCUGCUGGGCAGGAUGGUACUGGCUACAAAUAGGUGGCAAUAUGGCGGCACAAUGGGCUGCAGGGUCAGAGUUACUGAGUGGCACUGGGGUUGUACAGAGAGUAAGAGAAAUAUUUCUGUCGUGCCAGAAAGGAGAUUGGGAAAGAUUUGGGGGGUUUUGGUGUUGUGUUUCAAGUAGGGGAGAGAGGGGUAUUUCCCUCAGACUACCUUUUCCCUGAGCAAAACGAGUUACGUUAUGAGGGAGGGGGGGUUAUACUCUGCUGGGGCAGAAGCAGCUGCCCGGGGAGUGUAUUUUCAUUUUGUGUCAAUGUAGGUCACCCACCUUGAAAUCCGUCCAGGGGUACCCGGCCCCCUAUGGAACAGUGAUCCCCUAGGGCCGAGUGUUUGGGGCUUAUGGCGCUCAAUGUUCAGAAAGGUACAGGGUAAAUACACCAGUAUGACCAGUAGGUGGCAGUAGGUAGUGCUUCUAGGGACCCCCUGGUUUCCCUGCGAGUCUUCCUGUGAGUGUGUGUUGUCUGUUUGGGCCAUAGCCAGAUAUGGUGAUGUUCAUUCAAGUGCUGAGUAUUUGUGCAGCCGGAGGGCAGGAAUAGCAUCGAGAUCUUUCUUUGCAGCAUCAGAGCUCGUCGGGUUCAUUCCUUGGAGGUAACUGCUCAAAGGUAAUAAGUCAGUGAUAAGGUGCUGAUUGGGCUGCUUUAAAUGAGGACUGGAGCCUUCGCAGCGUUGCCAUGAUCCGAGGAUGUUCAACAGUCAGCGGUCUCUGCUGAAAGCUUCCACUUCAUGCUCCACCUAGUGGCGGAAUUUAGUACUAAAUAUAAAUCUUGGUUGGGUUCUAAUGAUAGGAAGGAGGUGUGAGUGUGGCACAAUCCUGUAGGAAGCGAUAUGAGGUGGGGGUUGAAUAAUUUGUAAUAAACACACAGAUUCACCAUUGCAUUUUGCCCGGGGUAAAUAAACAAAGGUAUCUGAUUGGCUGAUUUAUGUUGCACUGAUAUGUGGGGAAUUUUUUUUUGUUUCUCCGUGUGAUUUCCCCUUUAAUCCCAGUUUAGGCUGCAGCGUCGGUUACUCCUUUCCAUGACGGGCCGGGGGUGCGGGCCUUGUGGGUAUCGUACGGACUGACCCGACCGCUGUGUGUCCCUUUAUGUUGUUACACUAUAAAUAUAUAUAUAUAUGUGCCCCUGCUGAUUGCGGAGCGCGCCACUCACGCCGCGGGGGGGUAGAAAAGUAGCAGUUUGUGAAAGGUUUUUCAUAUCUCAAUCUGCUCGAUGCAUGGAUUUGUACAUAAAUAUAUUAAUGUAAUCUUUAUUUUGUCUUCUGCUGGGGAAGGAAAUGGUUCAGCCGAGGCCGACCAAUCGGCAGCUCCGGUCAGACGCCAUUUUGUAUAAAGGCAUUGGGAGUGGGCGGAGCUACACGGAAUAAUGUAAAUACGUCACAGACACAAAGGAGAAAGCACUUUUACAGGCAGUCGCCCCUUCUGCUCGUCGUUCCUUAUUGGUUCCCUGUCCCGUUGCCUUCAAGCUGUCGCAGCACAAGUGCAAUUGAAUCCAAUCUCGGAAUAAUAUAUUUAAGGGGAAGGAAAUCUCCGAUUCUUGGGCUGUUUUCUCUCUUUUUUUUCUGUUUGUUUGGAUACGUGUCGUGGUGUCUCCGAGCAGCGGGCGCGUCCCACGCUGGACUUUGUUCCCUUCUCACAGCAAUGACCUUGGUCCUGAUUAAAACAAAUUUCUCUCCUUUUAAAAAAA
Molecule: messenger RNA, 4318 nt
Organism: Xenopus tropicalis (tropical clawed frog)
Lineage: Eukaryota; Metazoa; Chordata; Amphibia; Anura; Pipidae
Gene: acbd3
Product: acyl-CoA binding domain containing 3
Exons: 8
Coding region: 109-1668 (519 amino acids)
Cellular component (GO): Golgi membrane; bounding membrane of organelle; mitochondrion
Molecular function (GO): fatty-acyl-CoA binding
Source: RefSeq, a predicted model, not a curated record